AUGAAAAUCCGCAAUACCAACAUAUGUCAGAACUGCCGGGUUCGAAAACUCGCCAACGUGCCCAGGAUAUCAGAGCAGCUUGAUCUUUCGACCUCCGGUAGUACCGAGACACCACCAGCCUGCACCCAUGCAGCCCAGACGCUCGCGCGUGGUUGGCGGGAGGCAACAACCCAGGCAACAAACCUAUCCGACAACCUCGACAGAGGAAGCUGGACCCAGUCAGGCUGUUCACCAAGUCUCCAAGACCACAGUCCAUAUGUGCCUGAACUGGCCGCUGAUGGAUAUCAUAUCCUUGGUGACCUCAGUUCCAGUAACGCUGGUGGGUCGGUGCCACGGAUCUGUGGUGCUUGGGUCGAAGCUCUCCCUGAACUUGUCUUACAUACCAAGGCGGAGCAGAUACUCUCACCAUCCAUCAAAACCCUGGCGCUAGCGAUUUUAUCCCGAGGUCGCGAGAGCAGGAUGUCCACGUCAGAUGCAGUAGCCGCUCACGCACAUGCCGUUUCAUCGCUUCGAUCAGGGUUUCUUCAGGAAAAUGUGUCUGAUAGCUCGAACCUACUUGCAGCCACAGUCAUGUGCCUGUUUCUUUCAGAAAUGAUUCUGCCCACCUCAAAAGCAGCCGCAAUUGUACACGCGAAAGGCAUCGGAGAUGUUUUAAAGCUGCAGAGCCCCGGCUUCUAUACCCAUGGGAUAGGUCAUAAGCUCUUCGUUGGAAUCAGACCGGUUCUUGUACUACACUCAUUCUUUUCUCACGAGCUCUCCUUUCUGGCGGAGGAUGUCUGGAAGCACGAGCCUUUUAGUGGUCAAGGUGCCGCUCCUCUACAGGAACUGUUUAGCAUUGUUGUUGCCCUUCCUUCUGCUCUAAGCACUAUCGACAAGCUCAAAGUCACCCUGACCGAGCAGUCUUACGUCACUGCCUGCAAUGCCCUUGACCAGCUGACCGAUACGCUCAACGGACUGUUAAAUCUUAGGCAAACGAUACAAGACGAGAGUCAACGCGAAUACUGGGCACCCGCACUACCUCCCAACAUUCAGAGCGGCAUCAGCUUUCAGAGCAUUACCGCUGCAAACUUUUUCACCCACCUGUGGGCGUUCCACAUCAUUUGCGCGGGAUACAUCAAAACGCUGCUUACGCUCUUUCCAGCGUGCUUGGACCGGGUACAUCAGAAUCUCAAACGUCAAAUCUCAAGAGACCUCGUGACCGAUCUGGCCUGCCGUAUUCUACGCAGCAUCGAGUUUCUCGCCGAUGAAAAGUUUAAGGUGUUUGGUUCUGCUUCGGCUGUUUUGCCCCUCUUUGCCGGACUGACAGUAGUCAGAGGCGAAGGGAAACAGAGCAAGGAGCUGCAGUAUUGGUAUCGCCAUGCACUGCAGAUAUACUCCAAGAAAGGCUAUCAUUUCAAAGUCAUGGCGCAACAGUUGAAGAACGUCGUUCUUGCCGGUUCAACCGGCAACGCUGGAUCCAAGAUCUUGCAAUCUUUGGUCGACUCUGGACAGUUCAACGUCACUGUGUUGGUGCGCAAGCCGGAAGUCGCCCAUGCCCCUGGAGUAACCGUCAAAACCAUUGACUUUGGGUCGAUGGCCGCCCUAGUCGAAGUGUUGAAGGGCCAAGACGCCGUCAUCGAUGCCACGAUGAGCCCGGAUGCAACGAUGCCCCUGCGCAUGAUCGAUGCCGCUGUCAGUGCUGGCGUGAAAAGAUUCAUUCCUUCUGAGUUUUCUUUGGACCCGAACAAUCCGUUAACGCGGUCUGUCCCCGUUUUUGGUCCUAAAAACCAGGUGUUGUCUCGGCUCAAGGAUCUCGCGUCGACGGGACGAUUGACCUACACCACGAUUUCCAAUGGGGCUUUUCUUGACUGGAACCUGCGUACGGGCUUCAUCAAGAUAAACAUCAAGAACAAGAAGGUGGAACUUAUGGAUGGGGGUGACGUGGUUAUUCCCUGGACGCUGUUGGACCACGUUGGAAGAGCGACGGCAAAUGUUCUUCUCCAUGCGGAACAGACGAAGAACCGUUCGGUGUAUAUCUCCACUGUCGAAAAGAGCCAGAAAGAAAUGUUCAAGCUGGCACAGGAGGCGCUUGGGAGCGAUGGCUGGACUGUUUCAUCGCUGGAUAUGGGAAUGGUUUACCAGGAAUCUCUUAGGGAGAUGAAGGCUGGCAAUCUCACAUUUGAGGUCUUUGGGAACAUGAUUCUCUAUUGCAAUUCUAGGCUGGAUUAUUCUGGAAAGUGGGAGAAAGAUGACAACGCUCUGCUUGGAAUUCAGCCCUGGAGCGACGAGGAAGUUCGACAGCUUAUUCGACAGUACCACAGCAGCAGCGCCGCCGUCAACGAGCCCAUGGCCGGCGACAUGCGCUUCCUCAUUGCGCUGUACGACGCCAUCAGCAGGCCGUACCCUCGAUCGCCCUUUUCCUUCCCCCGCGUCGUCGCGACGCCGUACCCGUACCAGUCCAGGCUCGAAGUUGACGACGACGACGACGAUGCGACGCGCCUAAAGGUGCUCAAGAUCCCCGAAGCGUGGUUCGAAGGAAAAGUCGUCGUCGAUACCGCUGCCGCCGUCAAUCAAGCUCAGCGCCGCGGCGGAAUCCUUGUACAGCUAGAGCGAGUACAUUCCGGCGAGCAUUUGGCCAUAGUCGGAGCUCGGCGGGCCGAGCUGCGCGCACUCCCAGUCGACGACGAAGAAGGGUACAUUGGUGUUCAAUCGAUAGGAACGUUAGAAAGGAUGAUCCUACUAAGAGCCUAA
Messenger RNA from Colletotrichum higginsianum IMI 349063, 2730 nucleotides. Its product is annotated as Isoflavone reductase family protein. The coding region runs from base 1 to 2730 and encodes 909 amino acids. NCBI's taxonomy places the organism in Eukaryota, Fungi, Ascomycota, Sordariomycetes, Glomerellales, Glomerellaceae. The transcript is spliced from 9 exons. Gene Ontology annotation, molecular function: oxidoreductase activity. The record is from RefSeq and is a predicted model, not a curated record.